Messenger RNA from Austrofundulus limnaeus, 2895 nucleotides. It is a transcript of the gene iqce, whose product is annotated as IQ motif containing E. NCBI's taxonomy places the organism in Eukaryota, Metazoa, Chordata, Actinopteri, Cyprinodontiformes, Rivulidae. Gene Ontology annotation, molecular function: protein binding. The record is from RefSeq and is a predicted model, not a curated record.
GCCUGGUUGCUAGACGACUCUCUCUCUCAUCGACGUGAAAACAAAACAGGCUAGGAAGGACAGAAASUCGUGUAAGAAAACUGUCCGUAUCACCGCAUAAACAGCUCCUUACCCGAGAAGAGCUCUUAGUUUUCUGUGCGAAUGUUUCCAGUUUUAGCUUGACWGUUUUGGAACCCCUUGUUUUUAUUAUUAGCAUGAGCCUCUGAAGAAGAGGAGCGAGCUGAAGAUAGCUUUUUUUUCUUUUUUUUUUAUUUUGCUGGAGAAAAAAAAAUGGAAAGAGCACACAAAACAAAACUCGAGUUUUUCAUUUCAACAUAACAUUUACUUACAAUGUUCAGCGGCACUCCCAAGAUGUCUUUGGAGACGAGUGAUGUUCAAACAGAUGAAGAAGAGCUGAUGGUUCAGACAUUGAUGACAGCCCAGAGCCUCUGAAGCAGAAAGUGAGCUCGAGGACACACAGACCACUUCACUUCCCAUCCAAUGGUUUUACUGUCGGUGUAGGUGAGCGCAUGGAGAAGGAGGACAUGUACGAUSAGAUCAUUUGCCUCAAGAAGAGUCUCCACGCUCAGAGGUCUGACAACCAACAGAUGAAAGUCAGACUGCGGCGGAUGGAGGAAGAUAACAUGAAAAGAGAGAAACAGAUCGAAGAGCUGUUGGAGCCUAUAAAAGGAUCUGAAUACACUCGUAGUUUGGUGGAUAAGAAAAAAGAAGGGAGUGUGGUUGUCAGUGGGCUGAAGCAAAGAAUCCUGAAGCUGGAGCAACAGUGUAGAGAGAAAGAAAACGCUCUAAGUACACUACAAAGUGAUCUGAGAACUACAAACAUGGAGGAGCUGAAGAUCACUGUGGAAACCUACUUUGAAGAGAUCCAGAGACUGAGGACGCUUCUAGAGGCUGCAGAAAAAAGUGGUCGAGCAGAGAGUAAAUGCUCCCAGAGGCAGCAGAAAGCCCUGAACUCCACAGUCCAUCGCCUGGCUGAGGACCUGAAGCUGCUCCGGCAGGAGAACGCGGCGCUGAGGGAGGAGCUCAACACCGACAGUCCUGCUGGUGGAAUUAAAGGUUACAGAGAGUGGAGUAAACAGAGAUUAUUGAGACGGCUGUUGGAGGUAGAGAAGAGGCUGCAGGACAGCAGGAGACAUGCCCAGUCUGCRAAAGGCAGCCGCCGCAGACUGGACAAAGAGGUCCAGGCCACGCUCUCUGAGGCGGCGGGGAUUGCCACGGCAACAGAGACCGCGGUCUCCGCGGGAGCUGUCGCAGAGGAAGCCGAGGAGCUCGCUGGUCUGAGGGAACGCCUCGACCAAUCGGAGAAAGACAGGGAGGAGCUACGAGAGAUGCUGUCAUGUAAAGAUGAUGAACUGACACGGCUGAGGAUGGAAAGAGACGAGCAGGAGAGAGAGACRGAACAACUGAAAGCUGAACAGAAGAAACUGCUUGACCUUGAGAAACAGGAGCACAGACAGAAGCUGGAGCAGCUGCUGGAGAGGAUCCGAACUCUGGAGGAGGCCGAGCUCCUCUCUCCUACUCCCACGGUGGCAGAGAGUCACGAGGACGCCCGGAGCCCAGCGAAUCAGGAGGAGGAAGAGGAGCGGGACACUGGAUGCCUCAGAGAGGAGGGGGCGGAAGGAAAUGAUGAAUCUAGGACUGAUGCUGGGACGAAAAAAAGAGAAACGGCAGCUUUGAUCAUUCAGACAAACUGGAGGCAGCACAGACAGAGGGACAUUGUGAUGUUGCAAUCUGUUUUAAGGGGCCAUUUCUUCAGAGAGUCACAGCUCAAAGUCCUGGUGAAAGAUGCACAGAAUAAGUCGACUGACUCGUUAAACUGCGGUGACGUGGCCGGCUCUGUCGGUGGAAAACUGGACGAGGUCRCUGUGACGGUGAUCCAGUCUGCAUUCAGGGGACAUCUGGCUCGCUGUAGUUUUGCAAUAAAGAGCUCAGGGUUUGCUGUGCCUUCUCCGGCUGAAAGCAAUCAACCUACUCUGGUUCCAAGAAGGGCUGGCCUGACUCACACUCACACAGGUACCGAAAACCUCAGUAGGAAUCCUGAAAAGGACCUCAAGCAAGACGACCUCUGGCCCGUCUCUAGAACUUCUGUCUCUAGGACGUCACACACACGAGCCCAAAGAGAAGUCCUUUCCGCUGCGGAGUUUGAUGCAGACGCCGGCGUGGAAUCAGACGAUUCUGAUGACAUUAUUGUGUCUCCGUCACGUCCACUGAGAAGCCGAGAAGUUCUAAUGCUGUAGACUCGCCUGGCUGGCUUUGGGUUGUGUGUGAAAGUGUGUUCAUUAAUGUCUGCUACAAUCACACGUCACAUCCUUGCCUAACGCAUCUUUAUGUUUUCAUUCAGAGUAAAUAUGAGCACACAGGGUCUGCUGUGGAAGCGCCUCWCCCAUAAAAAUAAUCAGAAUCUUUUGGGGAAGUUGAAUCUUACCUGGAAUAAGUGUCAACUGUUCACUUUGCUGGUUUCUAUGCUGAACUACAUGAUYUAUCUUAAACUGACAGCAAUAAAUGCAGUCAUUUCUGCUAAUCUGACAGGCCCAAGUGAGGCAGAUUACUGUAAAUUCCUCUGAUCAUAUUAUAGUACACCUGAUAUGAGACCCUUAAUCAUCGUCCCAUUCAUCACUGUCAUAAGCUUAUAAAAUUAUGAAUGAUUUUUUUUAGGUAUGACAUGGAGGCGAUCCUUGUCUGAUGCACUAUUGAGUCAAACUGUGAAUAAAUUAUAGCUCACUCUGCUGCAAUACUAACCCAUAAAUAGAGGAAACACUGUGUACUCCUAAUACCUGUACUGGAGUAGACAAAAACAAUAACUUUUAAAGUGUUCAGCAUAAGCAAUGAUUAACGUAAUCUCAACAUGUGUAACCUGUUUGAGGCAUUCAAUUAAAUGCAUUUUUUWAAAGAAAA